GCUUUUUGAUAGAUUCACUUCUAUACUGUGACAUGAACCAAUGUAUUUAUGAUUUCAGCGGAUGCUGAACGUAUGUUGAUGGUCACUUGGAUGAAUAUGUGCUGUUAGGGAAGCUCAGAAAGUGAGUGUACUAUAGAAGGCUGUGUUAAAACGGAGGCCACCUGAAGAUUAAUUAUGGACUCUGAUAAUCAUGAAAAUAGCAAUCAUUCACCAGAGGAUACGGAACAAGAGAUGGACUCGUUGGGCCCUCAUCGUAUUACCCGUCGAGAGGCCCAGUACAGGAAAAAAGGAUCUGUGCGACCCUCACAGCCCCAGCCUGUUACAGAGACUAAUUCUGAACCCAACCCAGUCUCUCCUUCUGUACAGCAUAACCUACUGUAUGGAGAAGCACUGUAUACAGUCCUACAUCGCAUGGGAUGUCCGGAGACUGACCAGGUAUCUGAUGUUGAUGAACUGUAUGACUAUUUACGGAAGGCCUUCAACAUGGAGCCUGACGAACAUCAAGCCAUUCUGGAACAUGUCAAAGGCCUUGCGCCUCCGAUUUUCUGUGUUAAAGUUACUGUAAAAGAAGCCAAGGGGAUUCUGGGGAAGGAUGUCAGUGGUUUCAGUGACCCUUAUUGCAUGCUGGGAAUUGAUAGUCGCUCAGAUCAACAAUCCAGGGAAAACAGCCCAAGUCGUGACAAGAAGCAAAAGCAGAAAGCCGUGGUGCGCAAUACAAUUCCAGAAGAUCGAACUCACAAGACUCAAAUUAAGCCCCAGACCUUAAACCCUGUGUGGAACGAGACUUUCAUAUUGGAAAUUGACAACAUUGAAUACGCAAAAUUUCAAAUGGACAUGUGGGAUUCAGAUGACUUAGAAACAGGCAGAUCUAAACUCGGAGAGAUAACAGAUCUGCACUCACUAAAGAGAAUAAUUAAAGAUGCUCGAAAGGACAAAGGACAAGAUGAUUUUUUGGGAAAUGUAGUCCUGCGCGUGCGGGAUCUGAAGUGUAAGGAAGAUUGCUGGUACCACCUGGAGCCUCGCACAGAGACAUACCCCGAAAGAGGACAAUGCCAUCUGCAGUUUCUUCUCACACACAAGAAGAGAUUGGGCAUGCUGAGCAAAACCCCCAGCUACAUUGUACACCGUCAGCUGCUACAGCAGUUUGUCCGUUAUGAGAUCACUCGUCAUCAGGCUACGGGAAGCACGUGGAAUGGGGAUAUCAGCCCUCAUGGCAUUACUAUCUUAUAUCUGCACGCUACCCAAAAAGACAUAUCUGAGUUUCAUCAAGGCCUUGCGCAGUGGCUGGCUUAUAGCAAACUGUACCAGAGUUUGGAGUUUAGUAGCAGUUGCCUGUUGCAUCAUAUUACAAGUAUUGAGUACCUGUGGGUACAAGGCCGACUGCAGGAUGAGCAGAAAGCUGAACUGUCAGAGUCUUUUGAGUCACUAUUGCAAUAUGGUAUAUCGCUGCUGAAGAAGUAUCGCAUUAUGUUCCCACUUUCAGCACCACGGUCCCUUGAACGCUUGCAGGGUCUGCUAAGGGUGCUCAUUCAAAUGUGUAAGACCAAAGCAUUCCGUGAGAUGUGCUCUUUGACCCCGACUCUACAAGAACAAGUGUCUGAGGCCAUUAAGGUUGGUACCCAUGAAUGGUUUCAUAUGAAACGUCAACAUCUGCAACCAAUGAUCCAGAGUCAUGAAGACAAUCUGAAGUCAUUACUGAACCUUGUGGCUGAUAUCACCUCUGAUCUGCAGAGCUGCCACAAGUCCUUUAACAAGUGUUUCAUGAACACUAUUAAGGUGGAUAUAUUCAGUCUGGCAUUCCUGGAGCUGCAGGAACUGGUUUCCGAGCACUUACUUAGUCAGCUGCCACCCCUGGAGAAGGGGUCUCAGCCUCCACUGUCUGAGCUCCUGUAUCAGCUAUACCUCACCCUGCGAGAGCUCUAUCAGCUUCACGUCCACCAAAGCACGAGUGAUGAGCAGCUCCAUUUGUCGCAAUUCCAUCGCUGGUUUGUGGAGUUAUUGCCCAGCUGGCUGCUGAAAGCAUACAAUACCGCGAAGGAGAGAGUGCAAAGAGCUGUACAAAUAGAUCAGUUAGUGCCACUGUCAGAUUUUCAGAAACACAGUGCAUCAACUGUAGAUCUGUCCACAUGUUUCACGCAAAUGGGACGCACAUGGAAACAGCUAGACUGGCCUGAUCCAGAGGAGGCAUUCAUGAUCAUGGUUAAAUUCACAGAGGAUAUGUGCCGUAUUGCCCUUACAUACUGCUCACUGAUUAAGAAACGAGCUGAAGAACUAUCAGGUAGAGGAGACGCCGGAGGAGUUGCAAACAAGCUGUGUCUUGUAGUAAAUAAUAUUGAACAGUUGCGUUUGGUGGUGCGGUCGUUGCCAAAAAAUUUGGAAUGGGAAGUUCUAGAGCACAAAACGAGUAAUGUUAUAAGCCAAGAGCAAUUCCAGCAUACAUUGAAUGGACAACUCCAGAUUGCUGUAGGAUGUCUGGACCAUGAGAUCAGAUUGGUGAUACAAGCACUGGCUCAGAAACUUGUCUCUGGAAUUGCUAAACACCUUCACUCUCUGGCUGCUUCAAAUGACUCAAAAGAUCCUAAUGAUUCUAUUGUACCAUUGAUGAAGUUCCUGGAAUCCGAGUUGCAGUAUAUGAACCAGAAUCUAGUGCAGGAAAACUUCAAUUGUCUCCUAUCCCUGCUCUGGUCUCACAUCCUUACAGUGAUCUCCAGUCUGUCGAAACAUUCCAGCUCCUCUCCCCGGUACUACCAGAGAUUGCACACUGCGCUAAAGAAUCUGGAGCUAUGUUUCCAUGCAGAAGGUUGUGGCCUGCAGCUGGAGAACCUUCAUAUAUCCACUUUCACUGAUCUGGAGAAAGAACUUCAGAUUUGCUCUUCUUCCACUCGGAAAGUCAUAGAGUGUUACUACCAGCAGCGGAUCCAGCAGCAACAGGAAUCCACUUCUGAGAAAUAUGGCGCAGUCACAAUAAAAGUCAGCUAUCUACCGUCAGAGCAGAAAUUGCGAGUGGAGAUCCUUAAUGCAGUCAAUCUCAUUCCCCGAAAUGCAAAUGGCAGUUGUGACCCAUUUGUGCAAAUCACACUGGAACCCAAGCACCUUUUUCCAGCAGUGGAGCAACGUUCUACCCAAACACAAAAGGAUGAACUGAACCCGCUGUACGAUGAGACCUUUGACUUCCUUGUCACCCAUGAACAAUGUGAAGUGGCCGGAGCUUGCCUUUUACUGUCGGUCUUUGAUUAUGAAACAUUUCUGUCUAAUAACUUGGAGGGGGAAGCAUUUGUGGCCUUGGGAGAUCUUAUAGCAUUACAGAAUGAACAGGAGAACAAUGGACAUUUGACCAACAUACCACAGAGGCGAUUGUCCCUAAAUCAACCCAAUCCCCAAGGAGAUCGACUCAUUGACUUACUAGAGUCUCGUCGCUCAGAUAAAGAGGCUGCCAUGUUUGUGAAGUUACGCAGACAAAGGGCUCGGCAAUACGUGAAGUGUGAGCGGUGA
Messenger RNA from Pelobates fuscus (common spadefoot toad), 3492 nucleotides. It is a transcript of the gene UNC13D, whose product is annotated as unc-13 homolog D. The transcript has 33 exons. Gene Ontology annotation, biological process: secretion. Gene Ontology annotation, cellular component: exocytic vesicle. The coding region runs from base 175 to 3492 and encodes 1105 amino acids. The record is from RefSeq and is a predicted model, not a curated record. NCBI's taxonomy places the organism in Eukaryota, Metazoa, Chordata, Amphibia, Anura, Pelobatidae.